AUGUCAAAUAGCAACGAAGCACAAAUUGUUUGGAAACAAGUUGAUGAUUAUUUCGAAGAUAUGCUGUGUCCAGUAGAUCCUAUUUUAAAACAUGCAGUUGAGGAGAGUGAAAAACAUGGUCUUCCUCCUCAUCAAGUUGCUCCCAAUCAAGGAAAAUUAUUGGAAAUCUUUUCACACAUGAUCCAAGCAAGAAAAAUUCUUGAAAUUGGGACGUUAGGAGCAUACAGUACCAUUCACUUGGCUAGAUCUGUCCAGGAGCGAAAUGGUAAAGUAAUUAGUUUGGAAUUCAAUCCGAAACAUGCCACUGUUGCCAGAGAAAAUGUUAAAUUUGCAAAUUUGCAAGAAAUUAUUGAAAUUCGUGAAGGAAAAGCUGCAGAAUUAAUGCAAGGAAUGAUUGACAAUAACGAAGGACCAUUCGAUUUAAUUUUCAUUGAUGCAGAUAAGCCAAGUAAUCCAAUUUAUUUGGAGCUUUCCCUUCAAUUAUCCAAAAGUGGAAGUAUUAUUAUUGGAGAUAAUGUUGUGAGAAAUGGCCAAGUUGUAAAUGAUGAAUCACAAGAUGCCAAUGUAAUUGGUGUUCGACAAUUUAUGAAAUUAAUGAAGGAAAAUCCAAAACUGAAAGCAUGCACAGCAUUACAAACAGUUGGCUGUAAAGGAUAUGAUGGAUUUAGUAUUGCAAUUGUAAAAUAG
Molecule: messenger RNA, 687 nt
Organism: Naegleria gruberi
Lineage: Eukaryota; Heterolobosea; Eutetramitea; Acrasida; Naegleriidae
Exons: 1
Coding region: 1-687 (228 amino acids)
Molecular function (GO): O-methyltransferase activity; S-adenosylmethionine-dependent methyltransferase activity
Source: RefSeq, a predicted model, not a curated record